This is a messenger RNA of Lathyrus sativus (Indian pea), 849 nucleotides long. Lineage: Eukaryota; Viridiplantae; Streptophyta; Magnoliopsida; Fabales; Fabaceae. The record is from the annotation of a GenBank genome assembly.
AUGAACAAAUUCAAAGGAGAAGAACAAUCAAACAAUAAUGUUUUAGUUCGUCAAGUUUGGGCUUACAACCUAGAGAGUGAGUUUCUUCUCAUUCGUGGAAUUCUACACAAGUUUCCUUUCAUUUCCAUGGAUACAGAGUUUCCCGGAGUUAUAUAUAAAUCUCAUGAAGACUCCACCGUACCUUACCACCUUCGCCGCCGAGAUCCUUCAAACGACUACAAGUAUUUAAAGGCCAAUGUUGACGAUCUUAAACUCAUUCAACUUGGUCUUACUUUAUCUGAUUGGAAAGGUAAUCUCCCUAAGUUUGGAACCAAAAACAGCUAUAUUUGGGAAUUCAAUUUUUCCGAUUUUGACAUUGAAAAUGACCCACACAAUCAAGAUUCAACUGAUAUGUUACGUCUUCGGGGAAUUGACUUCAAGCAUAAUUUAUAUCAUGGGGUGAAUUCACUACGUUUCUCUGAAUUGAUGAUGAGAUCAGGGCUUGUCUUCAACAAUUUGGUUUUUUGGGUCACAUUUCAUGGUGCAUAUGAUUUCGGCUAUUUAAUGAAGAUUUUGAUGCGAAGAAAUUUACCAAACACUUUGGAUCGUUUUUUAUUUCACUUGAAAGGAAUCUUUAGAAAUGUGUAUGACGUGAAACAUAUGGUACAUCAUUGCAAAGAUUUGUAUGGCGGUCUCGAUCAAAUAGCUAAUACACUCGAUGUGAACCGGGUCGUUGGAAAAUCGCAUCAAGCCGGAUCAGAUAGCUUGUUGACAAUGCACACGUUCGUGAAAAUUAUUGAUAUUUAUUAUAUCAAUAAAAAGAUAAAAAUAAACAAACAUGUUGGAGUCUUAUUUGGUUUAGAAAUGUAA